AUGGGAGACUUUAGAUGCGGUGAAGGAGGAUGGACAAUGGUCAUGAAGAUUGACGGUUCUAAGGUCAGUCAAAAUUUUUUUGUUAUUAAGCCAUUAUUGACGAUGGUAUCCUCGUUUCAUGUAAAAUUUAGCCUGGUGCAUGUUAUGUUUUGUUUCGAAUCAUUUCCCCCUGGAAUAUCCUAAUUUAUCGCAUACAGGCCUUUAAGCCUUUAGCUAAAGCUUCACGUCGCCCCUUGUCUUGGAUUCUGGAUUCCAAUCGUUAUUAGGAUUUCCGAUUUUUUGAGCUGUAUUCCGGACUCCACAAGCAAAGAUUUCCCGGAUUCCGGGAUUCCAGGAUUCCGGUGUGAUUCACAGGUUUGAGAAAACGAAACCAAAAGGUUGCCUUACAUCAUCUGGGUUAGGCAAUAAUGAUUUGCUAUCAUCACCUUCACAUUUUAGAGAACUUUCCACUACGAUUCCCAGUUUUGGAGCAACAGAGGUGCAUUUAACCUCGCUGGAGGGAAGACUGGUUUUGACCACCAAGAGACCAAAUUGCCGUCUUAUUGGAGCACACCCUUCUCCAAGAUCUGCCUUGGUAUGAAGCUCGGUCACGAUAUAACGUUUAUUGUUAUGUACAAGCAAGCUAACUCUCUUUUCUCUCUGAUCGCCGACGGCAUUUAUCGCAAAACCAUACUGGGUCGUAACACGUGGAAGACGCUUAUUGGGGCACAGGCCUCCUUGCAACGAAACUGUAACAAGGAGGGUUUUAACGCGAUAUCAAACCACAAAACAGAUUCCAGGGUCAGAAUAGGCAUUGUGAGUAACCAACAAAAUGACUGCUCUGGUUCUGAAUCUAGAAUAGGCUUUGGUGGGGCUGGGUUCCCCGUGGAUUCUAACACGUGUGGAAACGAGGCAGUAGCCAGUCCAGAUAACGGAGACAAGCAUAUAAAGACGAUGGGCUACAUAUUGGUUCAGUAA
Messenger RNA from Porites lobata, 957 nucleotides. Lineage: Eukaryota; Metazoa; Cnidaria; Anthozoa; Scleractinia; Poritidae. The record is from the annotation of a GenBank genome assembly.